This is a messenger RNA of Oncorhynchus gorbuscha (pink salmon), 1179 nucleotides long. Its product is annotated as 40S ribosomal protein S3-like. Gene Ontology annotation, biological process: positive regulation of apoptotic signaling pathway; translation. NCBI's taxonomy places the organism in Eukaryota, Metazoa, Chordata, Actinopteri, Salmoniformes, Salmonidae. Gene Ontology annotation, molecular function: RNA binding; structural constituent of ribosome. The coding region runs from base 73 to 864 and encodes 263 amino acids. The record is from RefSeq and is a predicted model, not a curated record. Gene Ontology annotation, cellular component: cytosolic small ribosomal subunit; nucleus. The transcript is spliced from 6 exons.
UAUUUCAGCUAAUUUACCUCACGCAAUGAGGAAUCUGGGAAUGUGCAUGCGUUUAAAUGAAAACAAUAGCAUAUGGUUAUUUCCGGGAAGCAGGAACAGUCUUUCCGGUCUAUGACACGUCCAAAGAUGGCGGUGCAAAUAUCUAAGAAGAGGAAGUUUGUCGCUGAUGGCAUCUUCAAAGCAGAACUGAACGAGUUCCUCACCAGAGAGCUCGCUGAGGAUGGCUACUCUGGUGUGGAGGUUCGUGUCACUCCAACCAGGACCGAAAUCAUCAUCCUGGCUACCAGAACACAAAACGUUCUUGGUGAGAAGGGGCGUCGUAUCCGUGAGCUGACUGCGGUGGUGCAGAAGAGGUUUGGCUUCCCAGAGGGCAGUGUUGAGCUGUAUGCUGAGAAGGUUGCUACUCGUGGUCUGUGCGCCAUCGCCCAGGCAGAGUCCCUGCGCUACAAGCUUCUUGGGGGUCUGGCUGUCCGCAGAGCCUGCUAUGGUGUCCUGCGCUUCAUCAUGGAGAGCGGAUCCAAGGGUUGUGAGGUGGUGGUCUCUGGAAAGCUCAGGGGUCAGAGGGCCAAAUCUAUGAAGUUCGUGGAUGGCCUCAUGAUCCACAGCGGAGACCCCGUUAACUACUACGUUGAUACUGCUGUCCGCCAUGUGCUGCUCCGUCAAGGUGUGCUGGGGAUCAAGGUGAAGAUCAUGCUGCCCUGGGAUCCCAGCGGUAAGAUCGGCCCCAAGAAGCCUCUCCCUGACCACGUGAGCAUCGUGGAACCCAAGGACGAGCAGGUCCCUUCAACCCCCAUCUCAGAGCAGAAGGGAGCCAAGCCGGAGGCCGCUGCCGUCGCACCUGCGACACCCGUCCCUACAGCAUAACCAUGACGGAGCCCCAAACCAGAGUCACAAUUUUCUCAGUGUAAGGCAGGUUUAGCAAAGUGUUACAAAGGCAGGAUAAGUUCCAGUACAGCUUGCACAGUGCUGCUUUGUCGUUCCCCCUGAACACAGAAACCCUGUUUCCUACUAUGUCUGUCUGCAUCCCACAGCUGGCAGGGACGCUUGGUUUCAGACACCACAUGGCCCGUUGAAUAAUCUAUGCAUUUUGUUAGCAUAGCCUAAAGGGAGUGCUAAAAAGAUGAAGGUAGCAAAAUGUCUGAUCUAAUUUUCCCUAUUAAAAAUAAUAAUUUUACAGGU